Oncorhynchus masou masou (cherry salmon) is the source of this 1103-nucleotide messenger RNA. Its product is annotated as transducin-like enhancer protein 3-B. The record is from RefSeq and is a predicted model, not a curated record. Gene Ontology annotation, biological process: negative regulation of canonical Wnt signaling pathway; regulation of DNA-templated transcription. NCBI's taxonomy places the organism in Eukaryota, Metazoa, Chordata, Actinopteri, Salmoniformes, Salmonidae. Gene Ontology annotation, cellular component: transcription regulator complex; nucleus. The transcript has 10 exons. The annotation marks the transcript as partial. Gene Ontology annotation, molecular function: transcription corepressor activity; protein binding.
GAUGUAGUCCUCACCAUGUUCCUCUCCUCUCUCUUCCAGACUGAGAUUGCUAAACGGCUCAACGCAAUUCUCGCACAGAUCAUGCCUUUCCUGUCACAAGAGCACCAGCAGCAGGUUGCUCAGGCUGUUGAGCGGGCCAAGCAGGUCACGAUGACUGAGCUCAAUGCCAUCAUCGGGGUACGUGGACUUCCCAAUCUGCCUCUCACCCAACAGCAACAUGCUGUCUACCCAGCCUUCAUGCAACAGCAGCUCCAGGCUCAGCACCUGUCCCACGCUGCCCACGGUGGGCCACCCAUCCAGAUGCCCCCGCACCCCUCGGGCCUACAGCCCCCCGGCAUACCCCCCAUCCCUGGCGUGGCAGGCUCCGGUCUGCUGGCGCUGGGCGCUCUGGGCAGCCAGGCCCACCUGCCCUCCGUCAAGGACGAGAAGAACAACCACGACCUGGAGCACAGAGAACGAGAGUCGAGCACGAAUAACUCGGUGUCUCCGUCAGACAGCCUGCGUGCAGCCAGCGACAAACACCGCAGUUCCUCUGAUUAUAGCAUGGACUCCAAGAAACGCAAGGUGGAGGAGAAGGACGCUAUGAGCAGAUACGAUAGCGACGGAGACAAAAGUGACGACCUGGUGGUGGAUGUGUCCAAUGAGGACCCAGCCACUCCCAGAGCCAGCCCCGCCCAUUCUCCUCCAGAAAACGGUCUGGACAAAUCACGGGCCCUAAAGAAGGACGCCCCCAACAGCCCCGCCUCCGUGGCCUCCUCCGGCAGCACGCCCUCCUCCAAAGCCAAGGACCACGCCCACAAUGACAAGUCAUCCACGCCGGGCCUGAAGUCUAACACCCCCACACCUCGUAACGAUGCCCCCACACCAGGCACCAGCACCACCCCUGGUCUACGGCCCAUCAUGGGCAAGCCCUCGGGCAUGGAGGCACUGGCUGCUCCAGCCCUGCGUACCCCUUUGUCCAUAGCUGGCUCCUACGCCACGCCCUUCGCCAUGAUGGGCCACCACGAGAUGAACGGCUCCCUGACCAGCCCCGGGGUCUACGCCGGCCUCCACAUCUCCCCCCAGAUGAGCGUGGCCGCUGCUGCGUACGGACGCCGCCCAUG